Cyprinus carpio (common carp) is the source of this 1807-nucleotide messenger RNA. RefSeq names its product F-box only protein 21-like. The transcript is spliced from 11 exons. The record is from RefSeq and is a predicted model, not a curated record. Gene Ontology annotation, molecular function: DNA binding; protein binding. Lineage: Eukaryota; Metazoa; Chordata; Actinopteri; Cypriniformes; Cyprinidae. Bases 41 to 1792 code for a protein of 583 amino acids.
GGGCGGGGCUUAUAUGAUGUCAUCUGAGUAAACAGAAAAGAUGGCGACGCCAUACACCGGAGAUCGGGUUUUAGGGACAAACGCUGUUAUUUCAGAGAGUUUCGCCAAACAGUUAACCGAUUUACCAGCGGAAUUAUUAGAGCAUAUAUUGUGCUUCCACGUUCUAAACCAUAUCGACAUUUGCAACGUUUCCUGCACGUGCAAGAGGCUGCAUGACGUGUGCCAUGGCAGGGGAAAGGUCUGGGCGCAUCAGUACAAACUCAGGUGGCAUACAUUAAAAACAUUUCUAAAGCUUGAUACCUCCAUCAACCUCCAGUUUAUCAAACCGUGGCCCAGGCUGCAGAGAUUUUAUCAGCAAAAUGAGUCAUACGAUUGGCUGAAAGAAUUCAAAACCCGGCACAUGGUUGGUCAACAGAUAAGAAGAACAGUAGAGUCUAUUUCCAAGAGGUUCUUCACAGAAGUUCCUUGCGUUGGUCAGGUUCUUGGAGACAGCUUUGCGGAAAUCGAGUCUCUUGGUGCUCCAGAACACUUCUGUGAGGAUGAGCUGCUUGGCAUUUUGAACUCGGACAAAAGGAAAUGUUUGACACUUAAGUACUAUGCAAAGAAAAUCCUGUACUUCCUCCGGCAGCAGAACAUACUGAGGAAUUUGAGGGUUUUCCUUGAGAGACCACCAGAACAACAAUCAGCCCUCGAAGGUGCUGUUUUGGUCGAUCGGUAUUGCAACCCUCUGGCUGAUAUCACUCUUGAGAGCAUAUCUGCGCAGAUAGAAGAACUCACUGACAAGGUGAAGAAGUAUCUGCGAGUAAAAAAUGCCACACACCCAAGUCUACGAGCCAGUCAAGGUGACUGCUUUGUUCUGGAAAACCUGGAGUUUCAAAGUCAAGUCAUAUGUGCUCUGAAUGCCGUGCUGUAUGACCAGCUGCAGUACAAGGGCAAUGAGCGGGACUACUACAAUCCACUCAACUCAUACAUACAUCAGGUGCUGCUCCGUAGGACAGGCAUUCCCAUCAGCCUCUCUGUGCUUUACAUGACUCUGGCCAGGAAGUUAGGAGUUCCUCUGGAGCCUGUCAACUUCCCCAACCAUUUCCUGCUCCGCUGGUGCCAAAAUCAAAGGAGGAGUGAGGACAUCUACGACUAUGUAUACAUUGACACGUUUGGGAAAGGAAAGCAGCUGGCUGCUAAAGAGUGUGAGAAUCUGAUCCGACACCAGGUGGGAGCAGAUUACUACAGCGCUAUAAGCACCAGCGAGCUGCUGCUGCGGAUGGUGGGAAACCUGCUUAACAUCGGCAAAAGAGGGGAAGGGAAUGAGAAAUCAUAUCAGCUCCUGCGGGACUCUCUGGAUCUCUACCUCACUAUUAACCCUGAUAAUGUGCAGUAUCUUCUGCUGCAGGCCCGUCUCUACUUCCACCUGGGCAUCUGGCCUGAGAAAGUGUUGGAUAUUCUACAGCAUAUCCAGGCUCUGGACCCGUCUCAGCACGGAGCGGUCGGGUAUCUGGUGCAGCAUACGCUCGAACACAUCCAGCAUAAGAGGCAUCCAGUAGAGCUGGAGGUAAAGAAACGCAGCGAGCCUGACCACAGGGACGUACUGUACUCUGUAGGGCUCAUCAUGAAACAUAAGAGGUCAGGCUACAACUGCGUUAUAUACGGGUGGGACCCUAAAUGCACCAUGAGUCAGGAGUGGAUUAACACUAUGAGGGUCCAUCAGCUGUCUAAGGGGGCUGAUCAGCCAUUCUACAAUGUCCUUGUGCAGGACGGGACGUGUAGAUAUGCUGCGCAAGGUGAGUUUUUCUAGUGAGCCAAGAUUUAA